This is a messenger RNA of Centropristis striata (black sea bass), 4297 nucleotides long. RefSeq names its product tyrosine 3-monooxygenase/tryptophan 5-monooxygenase activation protein, beta polypeptide a (gene ywhaba). Bases 154 to 888 code for a protein of 244 amino acids. The record is from RefSeq and is a predicted model, not a curated record. Gene Ontology annotation, cellular component: cytoplasm. Gene Ontology annotation, biological process: signal transduction. The transcript has 7 exons. NCBI's taxonomy places the organism in Eukaryota, Metazoa, Chordata, Actinopteri, Perciformes, Serranidae.
GGGGUGGGGUUUAGAGGAAGCGGAAGUGUCAGAGCAGGCGGAAGUGGUACUGCCCUGAAUACCCUGAGCAGUGAGAGAGCGGAGGACGGCUCGAUAAACUCCCAUCGUUCACAGAAUAAAAUCGGGAUUCCUAGCACGCUCUAAAUCCUCAAAAUGGAUAAGAACGACCUGGUGCAGAAAGCCAAGCUGGCAGAGCAGGCCGAGCGUUACGACGACAUGGCGGCUGCCAUGAAGGCCGUGACGGAGCAGGGCGUGGAGCUCAGCAACGAGGAGCGCAACCUGCUCUCUGUCGCCUACAAGAACGUGGUGGGGGCUCGCCGUUCAUCCUGGCGCGUCAUCUCCAGCAUCGAGCAGAAGACGGAGGGGAACGAGAAGAAACAGCAGAUGGCUCGCGAAUACCGUAUGAAGAUUGAGACUGAACUCCAAGAAAUCUGCCAAGACGUGCUGAACCUGCUCGACAAAUUCCUCAUUGUCAACGCAUCUCAGUCGGAGAGCAAGGUGUUCUACCUCAAAAUGAAAGGAGACUACUACAGAUACCUGUCAGAGGUGGCUGCUGGGGACACAAAGAAGGACACGGUGGAGAACUCUCAGCAGGCCUACCAGCAGGCCUUCGACAUUAGCAAGAAGGACAUGCAGCCAACACACCCCAUCCGGCUGGGCCUGGCCCUCAACUUCUCCGUCUUCUACUACGAAAUCCUCACCUCGCCAGAGCAGGCCUGCGCUCUGGCCAAGCAGGCGUUCGACGAAGCGAUCGCCGAGCUCGACACCUUGAACGAGGACUCGUACAAAGACAGCACGCUGAUCAUGCAGCUACUAAGGGACAACCUCACUCUGUGGACAUCAGAAAACCAGGGAGACGAGGCCGAAACCGGCGACGGAGAGAACUAGAGCGCACUUCACUGUUAACCCAUCCCCACUCUCUUCCUCCUCCUUUUAUCUCUCUUCCUCUUUCUUCUCUUCUUCCUCUCUUCGUACACAUAAACAGCCCGUUCAUUCCCUCGUCCCACUUUUUCAAGCCCAGCCUCCCGACUUCCCUUCUGUAUAACCAACAGCAUGAAUAGUACCUGACCUUCACAGACAGAUGAUGUUAAAAAUAAAGGAAUAAAUAAAAAAGGAGGUGGGGAAAAAGAGAAACUACUCCAUCACCCCUCCAUCCCUCCUCCUCCUCCUCCUCCUCCUCCUCCUCUUGUUCAUGGCACUCCAAGGCAGGCCUCUGGUCAGUCUAGUCUUAUAGCACGCUGGGAGGGUUUUUAUCCCCAAACUCCAAAAUUAAUUAUCUUUUAGAGGCCACAUCCCCAAGUUUUACCCUCCUCCAUUCCUUCUGUUCUUCCCUCACUCCUCUUCCCUCCUUCCUAACACCUCAGUAUGUUCUCCCCCCCCCCCCUCUAGUAAGUUAAUGCACAUAUAUAGUUGUCCCCUCCCCCCUCCCCCCUCCUCGCUCUAGUGAGUUAAUGCACUCAUAUAGUUGUCCAUCCCUUCUCUUUUUGGCUUUUCUUAGUGUACUGGCAAAUGGCUGGUUUUAUUCCAAUUUAAACAAAACAAAAAAAAUGGUUAUUAAACUGUCCGUUUAUUUUCAACAAACACUGUGAUGCUUAGUUUUUCCUCCACCUCGCCACCUGAUCAUCAUCAUCUUGUGGCGACAAAAAACAGAAACAAUAUUCAGCUGGGAGGGGGCGUGUUUGUGUUUGAGCAGCAGUGAUAUUCUGCUGAGGUUUAUACAGAAGGGUCCUCCUACAAGGCUGUAUUGUGACACUGACAAGUCUAAAAACAAAAGUGUUUUAUCUGCUGUGUAAUCAAACACUCACCGGUUAUUAUUUUUAGUUUUUUUUCUCCCCCCUUUAACCGAGAUUUAUUAAGUUUUAUUCAAACCCAUUCUGCAUAUUUUCAGUUCGGAGCUAAAAACUGAUUUGAAAACUUACUAAAAACCCCCAAAAAACAAAAAAAAAAGCAUACAUUCCAUCUUAAUGUUUGAGAAGAUUUUCAUAAUCGGGACCUGCCUGCUCCCUUUGAUCCACCUCCAGUCAAGGUGCUGUUGAACAUCAGUACUGCUGUCCCUCAACUUUAAUUCCUUAACAUGUUCAUUUUUUCCCCCCUCUUGCGAUUGCUCUUUUUUCUUUUUGUGUGUGUGUCUAUAACAAAAAAAAAAAAUCAGUCUUUUCCUUCCGGUUUUUGAAAACUGUAAAAUUGUAAAACAUUUUUAGAGCUUAACUGUAAAUCUGUCUUUUGAAAAACAAAAAACGGUUUUGUCGAUGUUGUUCGUUAACACCUGCUUGCAAUGAAAACCUUGAAGCCGUUACAGUCAGCUGCUGUUUUAUGCUUUUGGCAUUUUUUUGGUACUUUUUUCUCCCCCCGCCCUCCUUUAUGAGCCCCUUUAAGUGCUUGUACUGACAGAAAGUCUACAGAAAGUCUUUAAGUUUCCAUACGCUGCUGAAUCGUGUGUGUCACUGCCCGAUCUGUACCGGAAACCCAAUUUGGUUCAGAUGUCUGCAUGCUAAUAAGCUCCAGAUUAUUAUUCUAUUCUAUUUCUUCCUCUUUUUGAUGCAGGCAGCGUUUCAUCAAAACGUCGCCUGCCUCAAAAAGAGGAAGAAACUAUCUGCUCCUUCUCUUUCUGCUGACAAAAUUUGCCUGUUUUCAAAAAAAGGGGGCUCAAACUUUGUCAUUUUCCAGCUAAAAAAGUAACUAAAAUAUGUUUCUAAAAACAUAUGAGGUGAGAAAUAAGCAAUGCAGUAACAGAAUCUUCUAUUUGACCUUAGCAGUACACAAGCAAUGAUAUGAUUGACAGCUGUGUCUCACACUGCUCAGCUCUGAUUGGUUGUAUUUCAUACAGGUGCAAUGGAUUCUUGCAUAUGCAAUAAAGAGCAGAGAAAAAUUAUGUUUUUUCACAGGUUAUCUGUCUCACGUACACCUUCCCACAUGCCGCAGAAAAGAAAAUAAAUAAAUCAUGUUUCCGGUACAGAUCGGGGCAGUGGCGGUGUGAUCUGCCAACAAGAAGACAUGCCAACAUUUAUCAGCAUGUAAAUCUACUGCAAGCAUAAAGUGGGGAAUUGUAAACUCUCUGGAAGGACGCUUAACUUCCUGCUUCCUCAUUUUCCAAAAUAAGAGCAUCUCGUUCCAUCUUAGAUAAUCAAGAUUGAAGCUGCAACAAAAAGUUGAGUCAAAGUUAGUUCUUAAACCUUAAAAAGAAAGUAAAACUUAAGGUUCUUGACUUUUUAUCUGUCAAGAAGUUACAUCUUACAGUAAACACUGCGACACAGGUGUAGCCGACUUUAUUCUAACAACUUUAUUCAGUCGGUGCUUUAGGCUAAAGCCAGCUAAUCUUCUUUUAAAGUUCAAAUGAGGAAGCAGCGAUUUUAAGCGUCCCAUUGAGUCCACAACAGGUCGAGCCAAAUCUCCCGGCAGCCGAUCAGCCAAUCAUCUGUUUGUGGAAGUGAGAACCUGUAGUUUGGAUCACGGUUAAUGUAUUCAGGCUAGAGUUCAUAAACAUGUUGGAUUAUCUUUUUUUUUUUGACUGCAUUUAGAAGAAAAAAAACACCCGAUCAGCGGUUAACGGUACAUUUUUCUGGCUCAUUUUACAAUAUUUCUACACGUUGGAAGUGUCUGAAAUCGCUCCGCGUGGUUUCUCUUUUUCCAGCGACCCUCUGCCUUUAGAGAGAAACUCUAUGUUUGAAGCAAAUUGACCCACUUUGAGAAAUCUCUAUCAAAAGCCCCUCGCUCUUCAAAAAGAUUUUCUAUUUCUUAUCCACUCAGUGUCACAAUAACCUUGUCACUAACCAUCUCGACAUUCCACUCUUUAGGUGUAGAAAAGUCAUGUGUCUCAAUGUUUUUUUUUCUUUUGCUGGGGACAAAUGUUUUCAUGCACUGAAGUUUAAAAGGUAAAAAAAAAAAAAUUAUUCCUCCCUGCCGCUCUUUUUCUCGUUAGCUGAACAAAAAGGCAGUUAUUCUACGCUUUAUAAGGAAAAAAAUUAUCCCAUGCAGUAGUGAAUGUGGCACCGAGCCUGUCUGUAUAUCUGGUAUCUCAAAUCAUUUUGUUUUUACUGACCAGUAUUAUGCUUAAAAUAAAAAGGAAAAAAAAAACAUCCUAAAAAAACGACAAAAAAAAAAAAGUUUGCUUCUGUGACGGUUUUAUUGCUUAGCGCGCACGUGGUUGUGAAAAUUUAGACUUUAGCUUAAGGACAACAAUAAAAAUGAGAAAACUACAAAAAAAAACAAACAACCCUUCAACACCUUUCCCCCACCCUGGUUAUUGAAGUAAUACUAGAUUUGUGUAUGUCUUUUAAAAAAAAAAAAUCCAACUCUA